AUGGACCCCUUCACCAAGAAGACGUUCACGACCGCCCGGGGCCUGGCCUACGCCUUCUACGACUCCUCGCCGAACGCGCCGCACUCGGCCUCCCUCCCGACGAUCCUCCUCCUCCACGGCUACCCGGACUCGGCCCGGAUCUGGUCCGAGGUGGCGCCCCGGCUGCUGCCGCUGCGCGCCCGCAUCAUCGUCCCGGACCUCCUGGGGUACGGCGACACGGACAAGCCCACGGACCCGGCGGCGUACGACUCCGAGUCGAUGGCGGGCGACGUGGCGGAGCUGCUGGCGGCGACGGCGCCGGGGCGCUGCGUGGCCGUCGGGCACGACUGGGGCUCGUUCCUGGCGCAGCGGCUGCACCUGUGGCACCCGCACGCCGUCGCCGGGCUGGCCAUGGUCAACGUCGCCUACAUGGCGCCCUUCCCCACCCGCCUCGACCUCGCCGCCCUCGACCCGCGCUGGUCGUACUGGGGCUUCUACGCCGGCGACGGCGACGCCGCCGCCGUGUGCGCCGCCCACGCCGCGAGCCUGUGGUGCGCCAUCCACGCCGCGAGCGACGACGUCCGGCGCGCGCUAUACUCGGCGCCCGGCGCGCUGCGGCGCUUCCUCGAGGCCGACGGCGCGUGCGAGGUGCGCGCCUACGGCCGCCUGCCGGCGCACCGCGACCCGCGGGCCGAGUGGCUCGCGCGCAUGCGGGCGGGCGGCUUCGAGGGCCCCCUGUGCUGGUACAAGGCCGUCGUCGGCGGCUUCACGCCCGCGGUCGAGGCCGAGCUGGCGGGCCGCGACCCGGGCCGGCUCGUGGUGCGGGUGCCGGCGCUGUUCGUCGGCGCGACCGGCGACCAGAUCUGCUCGCCCGACGCCAUCAGGGAGCCCUGGGCGCGCGGGCUGCUGCCCGACCUGCAGAUCAAGAUGAUCGACGGCUUCCACCGGCCCAUGCUCGAGAAUCCCGAGCAGCUGGCCCUGUUCGUCGCCCACUGGCUGAUUGAGAAACUCGGAUUCCCGCCCGGCUUCGCGCCCGACAUGUACACAGGCCUGUAG
This is a messenger RNA of Diplodia corticola, 1035 nucleotides long. Its product is annotated as alpha beta hydrolase fold-1 protein. Gene Ontology annotation, molecular function: catalytic activity. The transcript has a single exon. Bases 1 to 1035 code for a protein of 344 amino acids. The record is from RefSeq and is a predicted model, not a curated record. NCBI's taxonomy places the organism in Eukaryota, Fungi, Ascomycota, Dothideomycetes, Botryosphaeriales, Botryosphaeriaceae.